UCUCUCUACCAAAAAAUCAAGAGGGGGUAAGAAAAAGAGAGAGAGGGAGGGAGGGAGGGAGAGAGCUCAAAGAGGAGUUGGGAAUGGAGUUCCGAGCGUUGUGCGCUGCGCUUCUCCUCUUCUUCCUCUCUUCGUCGAGCGCAAUAGCGGUGACCAUUGGCGAGGACUACGUUCGACCCAGGCCGCGCAAAACCCUAAGUUUCCCAUGGAGGCCCAAGCGUUCCUCCGAUCCCCAACAGGUUCACAUCUCAUUGGCUGGGGAAAAACACAUGAGAAUCACUUGGAUCACUGAUGAUCAGUCUACUCCAUCAGUUGUUGAAUAUGGAACUUCACCAGGGGUCUACUCAUCAAUAUCUGAAGGCGAGAGCACAUCCUACAACUACUUAUUUUACAGCUCAGGAAAAAUUCACCAUGUGGUAAUUGGACCCCUUGAAUCCAACACAACUUACUAUUAUCGAUGUGGAGGGAAAGGCCAAGAUUUCCAUCUAAAGACACCCCCAUCCCAAUUUCCAAUUCAUUUCGCUGUGGUUGGCGAUUUAGGACAAACAGAAUGGACGAAAUCGACCCUUGACCACAUAAAUAAUUGCCAAUAUGACGUCCAUCUUCUUCCUGGGGAUAUUUCUUAUGCGGAUUAUCAGCAGCACUUGUGGGAUUCAUUUGGUCAGUUGGUGCAGCCACUUGCAAGCACGAGGCCAUGGAUGACAACAGAAGGGAACCAUGAGAAGGAGAGGAUAAUAUUACUGGAAAGUGGGUUUCAAGCAUAUAAUGCAAGGUGGAAGAUGCCUUAUCAGGAGAGUGGGUCGACGUCAAAUCUGUAUUACUCGUUUGAGGUUGCUGGGGUUCAUGCUAUCAUGCUUGGUUCUUACACUGAUUAUGAUGAGGAUUCGAAUCAGUAUACUUGGCUCAAGGCUGAUCUUGCCAAGGUAGACAGGCAAAGGACACCGUGGCUGUUAGUCUUAUUGCACGCCCCGUGGUAUAACAGCAAUUGGGCACAUCAAGGCGAAGGCGACAGUAUGAUGGCUACAAUGGAACCCUUGCUUUAUGCUGCUGGUGUAGAUAUUCUUCUUGCUGGCCACGUGCAUGCUUACGAACGCUCAGAACGCGUCUACAACGGCGAAUUGGACCCUUGUGGUGCGGUACAUAUAACAAUAGGGGAUGGAGGGAACCGCGAAGGAUUAGCUGAAAGAUAUAAGAACCCGAAGCCACAUUGGUCUGCUUUCCGCGAAGCAAGUUUCGGCCACGGCGAACUGAGGAUCGUGAACUCGAGCCACGCCUUGUGGAGCUGGCACAGGAACGACGACGAUGAGCCGGUUCAAUCAGAUCAAGUGUGGAUCAACUCGUUAGCGAGCAUAGGAUGCGUCCCUCGUCGGUCGCAUGAGCUUAGGAAGGUCUUGAUGGGUCCUUAAACUGCAACGGCAACUUCAACCAUCCCAAUGUACAUAUUUCGUAAUAAUAAUAUAAAUCAAAUGUUGUCUCAAAUGCUGCUCUGUGCUUGUGUAUGUGAUUAUUAAGGAAAAGGAUUUAGAGUGCUUAAAUAUAUGCUUAAAUGGAUGUACCCUAGAAUUGUAAUCUAUAGGGAAAUUUGUAUUCAGCUUAAUUACUGAUUAAGGGUUUUACUCUGACCAUCAAACAUUUAUAGCAGGAAUUAUCAAUUUUCUAUGGUCAAA
This is a messenger RNA of Ananas comosus (pineapple), 1667 nucleotides long. RefSeq names its product purple acid phosphatase 18. The transcript has 5 exons. NCBI's taxonomy places the organism in Eukaryota, Viridiplantae, Streptophyta, Magnoliopsida, Poales, Bromeliaceae. The coding region runs from base 84 to 1406 and encodes 440 amino acids. Gene Ontology annotation, molecular function: metal ion binding; acid phosphatase activity. The record is from RefSeq and is a predicted model, not a curated record.